AUGUUUGCUGCGGACGUCAAAAUAGAGUCCAACGAUGUUAUUGAUGUGACUCAGCUACUUCCUAGUGGUGAUACCAAGGAGGGUGUUGUUCCGAUUGAGCCAACCCGUACUCCUGCUCAGCCAGUUCCACUUCGUUUAAAGAAAUGCUCAACUGCUCACUCUCACUUUCGGCUGGUUCCUCCAUUACCGAAGGAGAACGGACUCGUUCCGAACAAGCCAACUCCUGCACCUGCUCUACGACUUCCGGUCCGUACAAAGAAAUACCCAGCUGCUUACACUCGUCUUCGGCUGAUACCUCCAUCGCCAACGAUUCGUGCUGCCACCUAUUCGGAGCCAAAUAAUUCUGCCAUAAAGAAAUACUCAGCUGCUUGCAAUCGCCUUCAACAGAAGCCUCCUCUGCCAGCGGGUCGCUCUACCACCAGUUCGAAGCCAAAUGAUUCUGCCACCGAUUCGAAACCGAAUCGUUCCAGCACUUUGUCGGGACCAAGUCCUCGCCAGCGCCUGCUGCCCCCCUCACCUCCACCCAUACCGUCUCACAAAUUACCUCCUUAUCCCCACGAAUCUCCGCUAAGAAAAGAACGAAUCCACAGGCCAACCUCCUCGUUUCCUUUAUUCCCAAUUCGACUUGCGCGAGCCGUUGGAGCGCCAGAGGAACUGCCUUCCACGUCCGCUAAGGACGUAGCUCCAGAGGAACUGCCUUCCACUUCUUUCGAUAAUGAAAAAGUACCAGACAUCCAGUCUGACGAUUUUAAAGACUUUGCUUCUCAAUUUGUUACUCCACCUCGCCCACUUUCUUAUAAGCGCAAACGCAAACGCAAAUCAAGUGCAAAUCAACGGUUUCCUGGAACGAGAGAGUUAAGCAUGGUUGGAAAGCACGAUGUCCUACGAUAUACAAUCCCUGGUGGGAAAUACUGCUAUGUAUUCCUAUUCAAAAGAUCAAAUCAUAACCACGACGUGUAUCGAUGUCGAGAUUGCAAGAGGAAGGGAGCUCUUGUCACCGUGAAGGUAAAAAAAUGGAGAGAAAUGCAGCAGAAUUCGCGAUAUGCUUCGACCGGAAACCGAGAUGUGUAUAGAGAAAUCCUGGACGCUUUCGAUGAUGAAACAUUGGGAGAUGCGGAAGAGAGGCAGAAAAUGCGACUGAUAUAUGCGUCUUCAGGCUACAGUAAUAGACGAAUCACAAUAGCGAGGAACCUCAAACGUCUUAGGAUGAUGCAUAAGGAGGCUCUCGCGGAAGCAACGGAUGACGCUAAAGAUUUGCCCUCAGAACAUGUCCAAGCUUCUACUUCUCUCCUCGUCCCGAAUAAAGAAGAACUUGUCCACGAAUCAAAACCCCCUGAACAAGAUAGUACCGACGGAUCCAUGAUUUUAUCAUCAUCCUCAUAUCUGGAAGAGCUCGUGAAGAAAGAGAGUAACGAGGUGUAG
This is a messenger RNA of Ostertagia ostertagi, 1422 nucleotides long. Lineage: Eukaryota; Metazoa; Nematoda; Chromadorea; Rhabditida; Trichostrongylidae. The record is from the annotation of a GenBank genome assembly.